Molecule: messenger RNA, 2022 nt
Organism: Paramecium octaurelia
Lineage: Eukaryota; Ciliophora; Oligohymenophorea; Peniculida; Parameciidae
Source: the annotation of a GenBank genome assembly
AUGAAUAAAUAGAGACGUUAGAAAAUAUUACCAAUACAAUAGAUUUAGGCCAAACUGAAAUAGCUGAAACAGAGUAUAAGAGCUAGUGAAAUCAAGUCUUUGAGAUCAUCUUGUCUAUUCACUGAAACUACUCCGAAUGAAAAAUUCGAUAUUAUGAAACCCAAGUAGAAUCAUAAUAGCAGUGUAGAUGGGAGGACUAUGUACAUUAAGCCCACCUUCAAGAAAAAGAUGAAAACUACUAAAAGGUAAUUGAAAAUAUAACAGAAGUCCUCAAUCAAUGAAGGCUAAAACAAGCUCCAUUAUAACUCAAUCGAAAACUACUGUAUCACCCCAAAAACAUAUCAAAGAUAUAUUGCAAAGUUACAUCAAGAGCAAAUUCCCUAAAAGUAGAACUACUUCCAAAUCGAAAUCACCUUAAAAGUUAAAAAAAGUCUAAAGUCCCCAAUAAAGGCAGAUUAGAAGUUAAAGCAAGAAGAAAUAAAAAUAGAAGCAGAAAACAACAGUUAGUCCACAAAUGAAGAAAUCUAAGAAACAGAAAACGUAGGUGCAGUAUUAUCAACCUUAAAUAAGUAAGAUCAGUUCUAUCAGAUUGAACACCUUCUCGGUGAGUGAGGAUCCUCAGAAAAUGUUAUUGAAUUCAAUUAUUGAAGAAUUGCAGUUGAUGAAUGAGAAACAAAUGAUUGAAUUAUAAUAGUUUCUGAGAAAUAUCAAAUAAGAAAAGAAAGAUGAAGCCCUACAAACAAGUAUACAUGAAAAAUUUGAUAUGCAAAAGUAACAUUAGUAAUCCGCAUUUCAAGAGAGUCUCCCUUUAAAUAUCAUUAAUGAGAUAUGCCAUCAAAGGGAAGAAGGCAUCAAACUUAGAGUCAAUAUGCAAAUGGAUGCUUUUAACAAUCUACUCUAAUAACAAAAGAUCUCCCCUAGAUCUUUUAAUAAUAAUAAUUAAGUACUUCAAUAAUGGCAAAACCAAUAAACUCAGAAAUUGUAUCAGUAUCAAGAACAACUCAAGAAUAUACAGAAUGUCACCAACAAAAUAUAGUCAAAAACCUAAAAGGACUUGCAAUGCAUCUAAGAAUUAUAAUUAAACAAAUCCAUCGUCAUCUAAUAGUUAUGUACUAUCAUCAAUAUAAUUUAGAGCAAAUUUCUUUCGAGUCUAGCUAUUUAGAUUAAUCAGAUCUUUAAUUAAGCACCCCAAAGUAUCAGAAGAAUAUCAACUUCAAGAGGAAGGACAUUAUUAUUGAUGUUGACUUUUAACCAUAGCAAAAUGAAGUUGAAAUUCAAACCAAUGUUGGAACCAUCAGUCUAUUCGUGGAACUCCUAUGUUAAUAUAUUAUUGGUAUGAAAAUUAAGAUUUAAAUUAGAAACCAACUUGAAUUCGUUCAUUAAGAGAAUGAACUAUCCUUAUGGUUUAUAGCCUUUCAGUAAACUACGACAAAUUCAUGGAUAUGAAGUAAUUGAGGAUGACAAAUAUCGCUACCCUAUAUAAGAAUACAUCUUCACCGAAUUAUAAGUAUGAUAUUAUCAUAGAAUAAGCAAAAUAGUUCCUUGUAUGAAAAGAUUCAUAAUAGAGCGAUAUUUGACACCUUCAAUGAAAUUCUGAAUUAAUAUCGUCCAUUUUAUUACUGCAAUGGCUAGCCAUACCCCUGGGAAUACAAUAGGAAUCUUGUUGUCGUCCUAUAUAACAAUGAGAAUAUUCAUCUUUUGUUAGAGAAAGCAAAGGAGAAACUAAUAUUUUAUGCGUCAGUUUUAUGUGGAUUAAUUAAUGAUGAUGAAGACAACGCUGAAUAAUUUUUAAAUUACGAGUAGGUCUUGUAGAACUUGGUCAAUUCUGAUUAUUUGUCUCAAUUACGAAACGAAAGAUUAUAGUUAUGUAUAAAUAAUGAAGUAAUUGUUAAUAAUAUAUUUUUGUAGUUACAAGAGUAUGAGUACAUGUGGUCGUAUACGGAUACUACGGAAACCAUAGUUGAAAUAACAGAUCACAUUUUCGAAGAUUUAAUAAAUGAAUUAACACUUGAAUUAUUAUGA